UAACCCACAGGAAGUGAUGGAGUGUUUGCUCUUCACGCCCCUCGGUGUUGGCGUUCUGCUCCUGCUGGAGUGCUGGUUAGAGUUGAGUGAGGAAGGAGUCGGUACCGGAUCUCUCUCUCUCUCUCUCUCUCUCUCUCUCUCUCUCUCUCUCUCUCUCUCUCUCUCUGAAGAUGAGCAGUUUACAGGCGCUGCACGAGCCGCUCGGGAGGAUCAUCUCUGAACCGGUCGAAGAUGUCGAUCCCAGCAGCUUUAUUACAGACACGUCUCGCUCUCUGAAGUCCAACUACCCGGUCCAAGUCACAGAUCCACACGAUAACGUGACCUUACAGCUCAGCUCAGUGCCUCCAGGAUACCUCACACCUCUGAUGGACAGAAUACAGCAGCCUGUUGAAAAUGAAGCGAGUGCAUUAAUCUGUCCUGGCUCCAUUACCGCAGAGUUCACCCCAGAUUUCCAGUGCUUGUCGAGCUCCUGUGAGAAGUGCCUCUGCUCCAUUCCACCUCCCAAAAUCAGCGACCUGCUGGACGACGAAGAUCUCCUCUACACGCUGCGGUUGAAGCUCGACCCCGCGCACUACACCGUCAAGAACUGGAAGAACUUUGCCAGCCGCUGGGGCAUGAGUUACGAUGAGCUGAUGAUGCUCGAGCAGCAGACACGUGGCUCCACCUACCACAGUCCCACUCAGGAGUUCCUGUUCCGCUUCAGCCAGAAACCAGUGACGGAGCUCACCAAACUCUGCCAGUUCUACCAGCGUAUCGACGUACUACGGCUUCUUCAGCGGUGGGUGGAGAACGACUGGCCCUCACGCUGGAAGAGAGUGCAUUAGCAGAAUACAAUAAAGGACAGAUAAUAAAAGACUGACAUGAAACGUGUGCUUUCUGGGACCGGAGUGGACACGCUGCUUUCUGGAGCGUCCAUAUUACACAACCUAAUUUUAUUUCUUUGUUUAAUCUUUGUAAAUGAACAUUAACAGCAAAUGACCCCCUGUUGCCAUGGUGAUGUUGAUCAGUAAAUCAGGGAAUAGAAGGCAUGUUGUAAAUAAUGAGUAAAAAUAUCAAUUCAUAAAGAACUUCCUCUUAUAACCAUGCAUGCCAUAGAUAUUUACAGACUGCCAGUUAUUACUGAACACCGACCAUGAGAGAUCCCUACAGAUUACAGAGUGCAUUCUGGGUAAUGCAAUGAAGGAGCAGUAUUUGGUAUAAAUACAAUAAAAGUACGACAUGAAAUGAUUCUUCUGAGGUUCUUAGAAAUAAGGGUUUCUCUCAGGUUCUUCUCAGGAUAGUCAGACUCAGAUAAGGAAACACUUCCAGGAAUCAAGGUUCUGCACAGAACAUCAAAGGAUCCUAGAGAAGAACUAGAUUUAUGGAAUUAUGCCUAAACUUUACAGGGACAAAUUGAAAGAUCUCUCAAAGUUCUACGCAGAACACUACAUGCGAUAUUUUAUAGGUCAGUUCCUCUGUGGUUCUUUUUGAUACUGAAGGGUUCAGAAGCCUCUUCAUAGAACCUCAGAAAGGACUGCAUGGUUCUUCACACUUCAUUUGUCAUGGUGUAAUUUUGUGUUGAGAAAACCUGCUGUGUUCUGUACAGAAGUGUUCGACACAUUAAAUAACACACGGAUCGGUUGUGUGAAUCACGGUAUGUCUUCAGCUUCAUGCCAGCAUUAGAUGAACAAAGUCAGCUAACAUUUAUAGCUACGUUCACUCACCAGAGGCUCCACAGAAUUCUGUAACUGCUUUACUUUUCUUCCCAAAGUCUCUGUACAUGUUUAAUGAGAGCUUGUGUACAACAGGAGAAGAUGAAACCACACUUAUUCUUCAAUGGGAUGUGGACAGAAUAGCUGAGGGAUCGGUCCAGACCAUCCUUUGGGUUUGUUACUUUACUGCUUCACACUUGGUUUUCAUGGAAUUCCAUAAAUGUCUAUUCAGAUAUCAUGUGUAAUGGUCAGGGUUAGGGUCAGGGUUAGGUUAGGGUCAGGGUUAGGGUUAGGGUUAGGUUAGGUUUAGAGUCAGGGUUAGG
This is a messenger RNA of Tachysurus fulvidraco (yellow catfish), 2014 nucleotides long. It is a transcript of the gene edaradd, whose product is annotated as EDAR-associated death domain. Gene Ontology annotation, biological process: signal transduction. The record is from RefSeq and is a predicted model, not a curated record. Gene Ontology annotation, molecular function: protein binding. Lineage: Eukaryota; Metazoa; Chordata; Actinopteri; Siluriformes; Bagridae. The coding region runs from base 171 to 824 and encodes 217 amino acids. The transcript has 6 exons.